Molecule: messenger RNA, 10910 nt
Organism: Manis javanica (Malayan pangolin)
Lineage: Eukaryota; Metazoa; Chordata; Mammalia; Pholidota; Manidae
Source: RefSeq, a predicted model, not a curated record
GGCUUCUUCAUGCUCCAACAUUUUGACAACGAGAGGAGGGUCCCUUCCCCAAGCAGACUGGGGCUAAACGGAGGGUAAGGCUAAGAGGGGGAGGCAGGCGCUGGCCGACCGGGGUGUGCAGUGUGCAUGUGAGCCAGGGCCCUGCUCCGGCCCGAACCGCAUGGGCGCCCGGACAGCUCCUUGCCUGGUGACAGUGGCUCGGGUGCCAGCCUACUGAAGGGGCUGGGCUGGGAAACAAGGGCGUUAUUGAUCAGAACAUAUUUCCCAGGCUCCUGCUGUGUGCCAAGCAUACGGCUGAGAGCCCCGGGGAGGGCAGGCUCUGCCCCCAAGGCCUUGGGGUAGUUGGCCAGGAAGGACAGGUAGAGCCCCACUGGGAUGUCAGAGAGGCUGGGGGAGUCCUACUGAAAAUGGGGGCGUGGGGCAGACUCCACAAAGGAGGGAAGUCAAGGCAGAGGAUGAGAGGACGCUGGGGGAGCCUCUGAAUCGGGCAGCUGGGUCUGCGUGCAGAGCGCCUGCAGGGAAGGAGCUGGAGCAAGCUGGAGAGGCCCUUGAAUUGUGGGAUGUGGGACCUGGGCUCUCUGCAGCCUCAGGACCACUUGGAGGCCUUGGAGCACAGGAAAGGUCAGGGUGAAAACUGGGUUUCAGGGCCACUCGGUGGGCAGGUGCACAGAACCCAGCGCAGCGACCUGGUCAGGAAGGGCCUGUGGGACGCUCUGCCAAGAGUCCCAGGGAGACAAAGGGGCUCUGCCACGGUGCGCAUAGGAACGCACAGUUGGACGAGUGGCCUUCACUGCACCACAGCUGGCCUGAGCCGCUGACUCUCCCGAGCUGACGGCGGUGGCUGGCUCAUCACACAUCUUCCAGAGAUGCUGGGGGAUGCGAGGCGGAGCAUUCUUUUUAUGUGAAAGCCAACUUCACCACAUUAUGUUGAAAACACACAGCAGGAGGUGGCGGCUUCCUCUCUGAGUUACAGGUCUCCUUGUUUGCACUCCCAUCACUGAGGGGAUUGGGACCGAGGGAUUCUGCUCCGGUCCCCUCACCUGGCAGCCGGAGGAUGUGAGUUCAGAGAGCUGGGGAUAUACGAGGCUCACACUGGAGACUUUGUACUGAGGGUGGGCAAGGUACCCGGGUCUCCUGGCUGCUUGUCCCUCAUCCCCCCGGCUGUAUUACCUGGUCCUCUCUUCCUCGCCCAGCUCUCAGAGGGGACAAACUCUAACACAGUCAAAGGAGCUCGAGGUGUGACCUCGAGCAGAGGGUAAGAGGACCACCAAGAGGAAGGAAAGGAUGGAGACAUGCUGCUGCCCCUGUGUGCCAGGCGCUCUAUAUACAUAAACUCGUUUCAUCACUAUAACCACUAUGCAGGGGGACACGGCUGCAUUUUACAGAGGGCUCCCCAACACACAGAUGACAUCAUCCACGUCCUGGGUGACACAGGUAGUAAGUCAUGGCGGGAGUGGGCAAGGGCUUUGCCUAAUCUUUGGCCUUCCUUCUAAUCCAUCAAAAUGGAUUAACCAGCCUCUGCAUAGCUGAGCGGAGUGAAUUUGGGGUGGGCAGGAAGUACCUCUACAAGGAAGGGGAGAGAGGAAAUGCACACCCCACAGGCUGCUCUCUGACUCUCCUCUUCGACCCAUUUCAGCUGCCUGGGCCCCCGCGCCAUGAAUAGCUCCCUGAGAGAUGCCCAGGCCCUAAGCCACCGCGAGUGCCUCCUGCCUUUUGUGGCCCGGACCGCCUCUGUCACCCACGUCACACCAGCCAAGAAGAUUACCUUCCUCAAACGAGGGGACCCCCAGUUUGCUGGAGUUCGUCUGGCUGUUCACCAACGUGCCUUCAGGAGCUUCGGCGCUCUGAUGGACGAGCUCUCCCAGCGCAUGCCUCUCUCCUUUGGGGUGCGCUCUGUCACCACGCCCCGGGGCCUGCAUGGCCUCAGUGCCCUGGAGCAGCUGGAAGAUGGUGGCUUCUACCUCUGCUCUGAUAAGAAGUCCCCCAAGACCCCCAGUGGGCCAGGCCAGUCCCAGGGACGAAGCCCCUCUGCUCUGCAGGUGAGGGAUGUGCCCAACCGGGGUGAGGUGCCAGGGACAUCCUCUUCCUGCAAGGGUCCUAAAGCCCCAAGGAGGACGACGCUGGUUAAGAACGGGGACCCUCGGUUCCAGCAGACAGUGGUUCUCAGUCAUAGAAAUACAAGGAACCUGACGGCCUUUCUCAGCAAAGCCUCGGAUCUUCUGCACUUCCCCGUGAAGCAGGUGUACACGGCCAGCGGGGAAAAGGUGGACUCUCUGAAGCAUCUUCUGUGCAGCCCCUCAGUGCUAGUGUGUGCUGGUCACGAGCCCUUCAGACCUCUGACAGUAGAAGAUGCCAGAAGACAUAGCACAGAACUUUUAUCUGGGAAGACUUCAAGGAGCAAAAACGGGAGCUGGGGGCCAAAGGCCAAGCAGAGCGUGAUCCACUUGAGGUCCAGGGCGGGCAGCAGGCCGCGGAAGCUCUCCCUGCUGUCGGAGAGGUCUGGUUUCAGCGAUGCUCCGGUGUCCCUGGAUGGUCCCUGGGUGGGCCCUGCUCCUGACAGACACCCUCAGGACGUGCCUGCCCAGCUCAGCCCGUUGGUGGCAGAUGAUGACCUUGAGAAGAAGGUCCAUGUGAACGAGGACGGCAGCCUGUCUGUGGAAAUGAAAGUCCGCUUCCACCUCCUCGGCGAGGACACGCGCCUGUGGUCCAGGAGGGCCAGGGCGGCCCGUGUGCUCACGGCGGCCGGUCAGGAUGGCCCUCUCCAGGGGGAGGUGGGCCCUGUCCACUCUGCAUUAAGGGGCCACCCUGGGGGCUCCUCAGGGCCUGGGGCAGGGGAACUGGGGCCCUGCAAGGAGGGAUGCAAGCAAGCCCUUCCCCGUGGCCAGUGGCAGCCAGGCUGCAGGUACGAGAUCUGGACAAACCCCCUCUACACGGCCCAGGGGAAGGGGAAGGCCCCUUGGAGGAGGUCUGGGCCAAGCCAGCACUCCCUCUGCAGGAGGCCCUGGGGCCAUGGUGCUGCGGGCAAGUGGAGAGGCAGUGAGGAGAGCGCCAGGCCUGCCCCCCAGGACAGACACCCCCGAGACUCCGAGCCAAGCUCCUCCAGCUGCUCCGGGUCCCCACAGGGCGGCUACGGCCCUCAUCUGGCCUCCAGGGCGGCCUCCCAGAGCGCGGCAGGGCAGGAGGCAGGGGGCAGGCCCUGGGCUGCUGAGGGCCCGGAGGGCACAGCACAGGGCAGCAGGGAGCCCCACAGGCCCCGAGGGGCAGCCGCUGCUUCCUCUCCCUCCCCAGCGAGCGCCUGGUCUCACCAGGAGUCCAGCAGCAGCCAUCACUGGCGCCAGGGACCCCUGAGCAAGAGAAGGACCACGACUUCCCGGAAGAAGGCCACCCAGGGGGCGGGCCCCGGGGCCCCCACCACAAGCCCUCCAUCUCUGAGGAGCGGGGACCCACAGGCUGGGGACAGAGGACAGGGCCCUAGGCACCCCCGGGCUGGGGGUGGGUCUGGGAAUAGGCUGCCCCUGGGCCAGGGCUGUUCUGGCUCUGGGGACACCGCAGGAGGUUCCCCACCCUCAGACCUGGGUGGGGGAGGCAAUCAGGAGGGCAGGACGAGGGGCCAGUCCUCUGGCCUCAGCAGCGGGGCUCAAUGCGGCUGCCCCAGGCAGCCACCCACCACCCACCUUGACUUGCCUGUGUCCCCGCCAGGGCUGGGGCCUCCCGGGGGAGACAGGGCCUGCCCAGAUGGCCCUUCUGAAGGCUCAGCUACUGCUGGGAACCCAGCCUCCAGGGACCCAGGGCCGCCCUCCUCUGCUCCUCUGCAUUCCCAGGACACCAGAGGGCUCAGCAGGGCCUCCGCUACCUUUGUGAGCAGUUCUGACCGUGCCUCCAGCUGCUACCCUCCAUCCCCUGGCUCUGCCGAGACAGAAGGGGACCCUGAGUGCGGGACGUGCUCACCGGCUCCCACUGCUUCCAGCACGUCAGACCCUCUCAGCCCCCGAGAGGACAGCCUGCGUGAGAGGGCAGGAGGCCGUAUCCCCGCGCCUUCCUGGCCAUGGGUUCCCCGAGUGGGGCAGCCGGAGGGAGGGCAGCCGGGAGCCCACCGAGAGAUCUGCUGCUCCCAGCUCAGCACCGACCCCCUCCAAGGAACCCCAGGGGCUAAAACGUGGGUUCUCCAGGCGUCUGGGCCACAGGGCUGCCAGGGGCCCUUCUCAGAGACCUGCAUGGUGUGCAGCAGGCACUGUCCUACUCCCCCGGGGACGUGGCCCUUGGCCAAGAGGCACCCUUCCUGCGGCAGCAGCCACAGUGCUGAGUGGGGGCUGGGCAGGAGCGAGCCAGGCAAGGAAAAGCUCCACGCAUGGCGCCCUCGGCCUCCGGGCCCUCAGCCAGUGGCUGCAGCAGCAGCAGGCAGAGUCCCGAGAAGCGGCAGCCCCAGCUGUGGCCCCAGGCCAGGGAGAAUGCCCCAGGGGAUGGCUGCCAGCAGAGGGAAGAGGCUGGGGGAGCAGGGGGCGGAGGGCAGCCUGCUGCUGGGUGCGCUGCCCCGGGCCUCACCAGAGGCUGUGGUCCGUGAGUGGCUGAGCCACGUCCCAGAGGAGCCCACGCCCGUGGAACGUGAGAUGGUGCCAGAGGGCACAGAUGGGGCUGGGGACAACCUGCAAGGGCCCCAGGGGAAACCUGCUGACAUACAUUCCCAGGAAGGCCCUGGGGAGCCAACUCGGGCCAGACAGCUGCCCCUCGGAGGGGCCACCAGUGGGACAGCAGCCCCGGAAGGGGCCCUCACAGAGCCUGGCAGUGCUGGUCCCAAGCCAGGGGCGGGCCUUCCUGGCGGCGGAGUUUCCGAAGCCCCCCCGGAGGCUGCAGCAGGCAGAGGAACAGCCAUGGGUGGCACUGUGGGCCGGUGUGAGCUUCCCCACAGGGUUUUGGCCUCCACACAGAUCAUGAAGGCACUGGUGGGCUGCAGGCAGGGCCGGCCCAGCAGCCUGCCCGAGGUGUCCGGUGCAGUGGGCAGGAGGCUCAGCCACUCGGCCGGGGUCCUCAUCGCCUGUCUCGCUGGGCUCCACUUCUUUGAUAACGACCUUGGGUCUCCCACCAGUGAGGUCAGGUUCGCAGACUCUCCUCGGUACCAGAAGCUCCUGAGCACCCUCCAGGCCCUGUGGCCAGGGUGUGGCUUCGGGCAUGGUGAGCCGGACUCAGGCCUCUGGGAGCUCGGCUGGUACCAGGCUGUGCCAGGCCUCGGGUCACUCGCUGUUACUGAGGACCUCACACCAACGUCCUCCUCUGGCGUGGAUGUGGGCAGUGGCUCUGGAGGCUCAGGGGAGGGCACUGGACCCUGCGUCGUAGACUGUGCCCUGGUCCCUGAGCAGAUGGAGUUGCCCUUGAAAAUUCCAUACCAGAGGCCCGACUCCAGAACCUCCAAGAACCCAGAGGACCUGGGAAACCGAGAGCUGAGGGGUUCCACGGGCUCCUCAAACGCCCACGCAGGGGGCUGUGCCGCCAGGAAGGACAUGGCUGGAGGGAGUGGUGGGCAGCAGGCGCAGAGCAGAAACCUGCACCAAGAGGUUGAAAACGUGAUUCAAGAAAUGUGGGUGCAACUGGAGGAAAUGAAAAAAGAAAGAGGGGGAGCAGAAGUGCAUGGAGCGGGUGUCGGAGGACUUCCAGAAGAGGGAAGAGUCCCGGGAAAAGAACUGUCAGGCUCUCAGGACAGGGAGGGCGUGCAGGAAGGUACAAGCUCGCAGGAGGAGAGGGCAGGAAGGGACCCUGCCUCGGCUGUGCUGACCCGCCCAGGGGGGACAGAGAACCUGGCAGAGCCCUCCGGGAGUGUUGGCGAGAGGGACCUAGAUACCAGUGGGAGUCAAAGUGGCCCCAAAGUUGAGCCCGAUUUGGAAAAGAUGCCCGGAGCAGCUGAGACGGGCCAGGAGCAAAGCCAGGCAGUAUUCGCCCAGGAGCCUGGGGAGCAGAGCUGCCCUGCGGCCCACGGAGAGUCUCCGGAUCCUCCCUGGGUGUCCACGUUGCUGAGGAAGAUGGAGGAGGCCUUCCUGGCCCACCUUGCUGGUGCCACGGCCGAGCUCCGAGCGCGCUGGAGCCUGCGGAGCAACGACCUACUGGACCAGAUGGUGGCCGAGCUGCGGCAGGACAUGAGCCGGCGGCUGCAGGGUAGCUCCGAGAAUGAGCUCGGGAAGGUCCGGAGCCGGGCCCCAGGGAGCGCGCCGGGGCCGCCCGGGGAAGCCCUCCGGUGGGGGACAUCCCUGCCCGCAGAGCAGCGCCGGCAUCGCCUGCAGGACCUGCACAACCUCUCGGCCCUCCCCAACCAGGCCCAAGGCCGGGGGCCCCUCCCCUUCUCCCUGGAGGACGUGCCAAACCUCAGCGGAGCCCAGGGGAGGCAGCAAGGCGCGGAGGCCGAGGGGGAGGACUUCUGUCCCUGCGAGGCCUGCGUGAGGAAGACGGUGAUCCCCACGGCACUGCAGGGCGCAGUGGGGGCCAGUGCGCCCAUCAAAAAGGCCUUUGACCUGCGGCAAAUUCUGCAGAAGAAGAAAGGAGGUUGGGCCAGUGGGGACCCAGUGGAGGUGGCCCCUGAGAAGAGAGGGGUGGGGGUGCUUCCAGGGGAUCCCUUGCGUCCGGGAACUGUGCAGGGAGCCCACGGAGGCCUGGAGCUGGGGCUGGGUGGGGACCCCGGGACGGGGGGCGGCGUUGAGGGUGAGGGCAUCCAGAGUCUGGUCCGCGAGGAAGGUGAGGAUGCAGAUGCUCCAGAGAGCCCAGAGAAAGCAGACCCCCACAUGGGCAGAGACGUGGGGCCGGUGGAUGGCGAGGGCAAGAAGGAGGAGGGCAGGGCCUCGGGAGGAGGUGACCCAAGUCCAGGAGGACAGAAUGAUGGUCCUGAAGCCAUCGAGGUCCAGGAAGCUGGAGGCGGGGGACAGCCAGGCCCAGGGAGAGGAAGUCAAGGUGAGGAAGGAGAUGGUGCACAGGUGGGCCAGGGACAGAGCCAGUGGGGUGAGGCUUCAGGAAGCAGCAGCCCAGACCAAGAGGAGAGGCCCUGGUGGCCCCCAACCCUCUGUGGACACCCCCCCUGUGAAAGGGCAGGCCUGAGAACAGGCCUUUCCUCCUCCAGCCCAUCCUCUCUGGGCAGCGUCUCUCACCUGUCUCAGAAAGGCUCCCGAGACUGGAGGAGCACCGAAGGGGAGUCGGAGGGAGCCCCUGGUGCAGAGAGGAAAGUCACCAGCAUGUACCCAGAAAGCCCUACUUCUGAGCAAGAAGGGACCCCCUGGGGCCCAAGGACUCCAGAGCAGGGGGCAGCCCAGGGCUCUGCUGCAGAAGCUGAGAAGGUAGUGAGAAGCCUCACUUUCACAGAAAUGGGGUUUAAAAACCCCACCACAGACAGGGCAGGUGCCUUUGGCCAAGAUGACUUGGAUUUCUAGAGACCCAGCUGUGAGACACUCAUGAGCCUGUUUGCAUUAAUAUUUUGUCUGCAAAUUUGAGCAUGUCUCAGCCCACCGGAGAUGUAUAAAGAGCACAGAGAAAGGUCAAGGACUGGCCGAGGACACAGCCACACCACGCUGUCCCUGGGUUCUAAAUUCUGGAGCUUCAAGGGCCCUUGGCCCGUCCCACCCACUGUGUGAAGGAGGUUAUCUCAGACCUGCCCUGUUAUCAGAGGUCAGCCAGGCGCUCCACUGCCUGCUGGGCUCAAGAGGAUGGAAGUUAGUGGAAAUGUCCCCUGAGAGUUUGCGUUUGUGUGUGUUUUUCCUAGCAAGUAUUUCUCUUGUCCUUUUGUUUAUUGAUCUCCAGUUAUUUUUCUCCUUGGCCUCUCUGGGGACUCACCUCCUUCGACUUUGAGGUGCUUUUUCUAAGUCUUGAAUAUAUUUGGUAACUCUGCAAAUAUGAAUUCUUGAGAGAAGCAGAUAAGUUCAGGGUCACUGGACAAAGUUUGUUUUCAACCCCAAAGUCCAAGUGUGUUUCCUCAAUUCACAUAUAUGUUUUGUAAUGGGAAAAAUUAGAAAAUGCAAAAAAGCAGGAAUAAGGAGAAAUAGUCAUCCACAAUUCCCUCACUCAGAACUCGUGUUAGCAGUCUUACACAUUUCCUUUGAAUCAUUUUUCUGACCAUUUGAUAGUUGAAGGCAUCCUUAUGUACUUCUUUUGUUAACUCAACAAUAUAUAAAAUUUUCUCCUAUAUCUCAAGGUCUUCAUAAACCUAUUUUUAAUGCCUGAAUAAUACAUUAUGAGAAUACAAAAUACUUUUCUUCACCAUUUCCCUAUUGUUGACCAUUUAGGUUGGUUCCUCUUAUUUUGUUCCUAAAAAAUUUUCCCCUGUACUGUAGAUGAUUUCCUUAGGACAGAUCCCCAGGCAUGGAAUUACUGGGUCAAAGAUAUCGAAUUUUUUAAGGAUCUUGGAUAUUUCGCUGCCGAGUUGCUUUCCUAAAGGUCUGUGCUAAUUACGUGCACCUCUGUCCCGCAUCCUUCCGCAGCAAGCCACGCACUGAUUCUUGCCUGGUAGUGACCUUCUUGAUGGAGCAGAUUUCUCUGUGUUCCACCCCCCACCCCCACCCCACUGCAUUUCUGCUCAUACAUGACCAUUUUGUGUAUCCAGAGUUACUGAAAUGGAAGUCUGUGCUCCAAGAACAGGUAUUGUUCACUGGUUGUGUAAGUGUAAAUGUUAAUAAUAGAGGAUAAAUUUAAAAAAUGAAAAAAAUUUAAUGAAGUGACUGUUGGGUGUGGUCUUUGUUCUCAUGCUGAGCAUCUUCUCUUCUCUCCUUUUUGAGUGCUAGGGGUUCUUAAUGAAGGUUGACAUGUUUUGAAAAUUUCUGUGGAGGUGAUUCUUUAAAGUAUUUACAUUAAAUGUUAACGCAUGUAUAUGAACUGGUAUCUUACCCAGAAGCCAUCAGAGGAACAGAUUGCAUUGUGAGCUUGCUUCAGAUAUGUUGAUGUGCAGGGUUUUCCAGAAUUGUCACUAUUAAUUGACAUGGAGUAUCCACCACACACCUGUUCUGUGACUUGAGGUCCCCAGUUAUCCCCUAAGAGGUGGUCAACCUCUUUGUUUCAUAAUCUGCCCUCUCCCUAAAUGACAAGGACAAUGAUCCCUGGCACCCAAUACUCUGGAACUUCAUUAAAAUGGCACGAUCUGUCUCUGGUAGAGAAUGCAAUGGAAAGAGCAUGGGAUGUGGAGUUAGAGGACCUGGGCUUGAGUCUCAAUGACAACACCUCAUUGUCAACGUCUGUGAAAUGGGUGAAGUAGUAUUUUCCUUCCUGUAUUGUUGAGAAGUAGCUGAGAUAAAUUUUGAAAUUUCCUUACACUUAUGUUGGGAAAAUAUCACUAUUGUACUUAGAACUGCUAUAUUUUCAAAGCCAUAUUAGACAUAAGCGACCCCAUUUAACCUUCCCCCAUGUCUCUGAAGUGCAAGUUGAGUCUGUUACCCAUUUCACAAAUGCAGUAACCAAAGCAGAGAAGAUUUACAUACACCUGUCCAAGCUCACACAGGUAGCUGGGGCAAAGCCAGGAUUUAAACUCAGAUAUUUCAGACUCUAAAGUCCGUGUCUUUUUCCAUUGUAUUGUAUAUAUAUUUUUUCAUUUCAAUUCAGGUCCUGUAAGUAAAUAACUUAACUAAAGAUGAUCAACACUUUGUUGGAUGAAUUUACUGUAAAAUAGAUAAGACUUAGGAAAGUAAGUUAGGUGGGAUAUUUUGCUCAACUGUUUGCAUUAUGUCCUUAGUAAUGUUCUACUUACAUACAGAUAUUGGGAGCUGUAGAUAACCUGGUUUUAUAAAGCUGAAAGUUAAAUGAAAGUUAUCUAUCCAUGGGAUUCUCCUUUUAGUUACAAACUCACCACUUUAAGCCCCCAAAUAUCUGUCCUUUACAUUAAAAAAAAUUGCUGUUAAUGGAAAACUUUGUUUUCUUCUGACUAGGAGAAAAAGAAUUUCAGGGCUAUCAGCUAAGGUGGGGAUUUUGUGUCUCCUCCCACACCCCUCUUCUCUAUAUUGCACAGAAUUGCUCAAGCCUCUGAAAUGUAGUACCUCUUGAAAAUGCUGGUGUUCCUGUAGCCUCUGCCCAUCCCUGAUUCAAAACGUGAUUCAUCUGUCACUCAGAGCGUUGCUGAAGUACUCUCGAAUCAGUGGUCAUGCAAACACUUUGAACCAUUGGGGUCUCUCCUCCAAGUAAGUGUGGGUGGGAAAGGGGUAAUGGCAAAGAGAAAUCAAGCUCUUCUCCCCUACCCUUUUCUGCAGCUGCUGGGGAUCAGAAAUUCCAUAGCCAAAGGGCCAUCUCUCAGUGGCCAUGCUGCCAAGCGCCCAGAUGCAUACAGUGUUCACGGAGGUGGGCCACCCCUGAGCAGUGCAGCUUCCUUUAUUCAGGCGAGAAGGCUGAGCCCAGUCUUGAAAAAGGGAACUACCUAAAGCACACAGCUGGCUAAGUGGCCCCCAUGGGAUUGCAGGCCUUUUCCAUGCUUCCCUUUGUGUUCCCCACCCCAGAGAUGAGUGAAGCCCUGCAGAGAAAUGCAACAAGCCCCAGAUCUGUUCCCUCCUGUGCAGCCAGGGCUCCCCAACCCGCACACCUACCCUCCUUCCUCUUCACCCCACCUGCCUGCAUUGGAGUCUCUCCCUGAGACCCAGCCUAUCUCCAGAGGGGUCCUGCUAAGAUGUCCAGGGAGAAGUAACCUGUCGUUAGACUGGAAACCCUCAAUAAAGUACAGCCCAGAAGGGGAUGCAUCCUGAGAGGUUUCCAAGCAUAUCAUGGGCCAGCGUUUCUUCCUUCACCUUAAUGUGCAAGCUGCCUAGAGAGCUUCUUUAAGGUGGACAGUUCCACUCAGGGAAUUCUGAUUCGGAGUCUGAUGUGUGUGUAUCCCAACAAGCAUGUGGGGAGCCCCCCGCCCCCCCCGCAAACACAGGCACACCCAAAUGCCUGCAUUGUGCAGUCAGAGCACUUCCUUGGGGAGGCUG